This is a messenger RNA of Astyanax mexicanus (Mexican tetra), 1542 nucleotides long. RefSeq names its product transcription factor HES-2. Gene Ontology annotation, biological process: regulation of neurogenesis; anterior/posterior pattern specification; regulation of transcription by RNA polymerase II. Gene Ontology annotation, cellular component: nucleus. The coding region runs from base 492 to 1070 and encodes 192 amino acids. Lineage: Eukaryota; Metazoa; Chordata; Actinopteri; Characiformes; Acestrorhamphidae. Gene Ontology annotation, molecular function: protein dimerization activity; RNA polymerase II cis-regulatory region sequence-specific DNA binding; DNA-binding transcription factor activity, RNA polymerase II-specific. The transcript has 4 exons. The record is from RefSeq and is a predicted model, not a curated record.
UAACACUGUAAGUGUUAACAAAUAACACUCACACUUAAAUGAACCCUUAAAGUGUUUUAUACUGUGUAGAAAAUGUAAAAAAAAGAUAGGCGGUAUUUCCUUUUUUAUACAAUCGUCUAUAAACAAAUAGUAGCCUAUAAACAUGUCCAAUGUAAGAAUCAGACACGGCGCGUGCCAGCAGUCCUGAAUAAACUCAAACCUCACUCAACAGAUGGUCGCUUGCCUCCUGUGGGAACGCGCGCGUAGAUAUUUUACACCCUGCCCGUUUUUCGGCAUCCAGCGCGCGGGCAGCUUUCGAGUAACCAAUCCGGGCGCAGGACUGCGGACCUCUAGCCAAUCCCCGCGCAGGGGUGCUUCUGAAUACGGGUGGGAGGAGGCAAAGCAACGCUCCCUCCAAGCCGUGGAUCCCCAUAAAAGCCACUGCUCAGGCACUUCAGCCUCAAAGCGCGCUUGUGCAGCACACGAGAAAACAUCCAGACCAACGUCCAAUCAUGACUCCAAGCAUUAUCAGCACCUCCAGCCACUCAUACAGCUCUCCAAUGACGGUGGCCCAGAGAAAAGAGGCCAACGAACUGAGAAAGACUCUCAAACCAUUGAUGGAAAAAAGAAGGCGCGCUCGCAUCAACGACAGCCUCAACAAGCUGAAGGCGCUCAUAGUUCCUCUGGUGGGCAAAGAUACAUCUCGUUAUUCAAAGCUCGAGAAAGCAGAUGUUCUUGAAAUGACCGUCAGGUUUCUCCGAGAUCUUCCCUCAUCACCAGUUAAAGAUCAAGCAGACAGCUACAAAGAAGGUUAUAAAGCCUGUCUUCAGCGCGUCUCCGCGCUCCUCCCGCAAACCGGCCUGGACCGAGAGACAGGGCUCCGGGUGACCGAGUUCAUGCAGCGGGCGAUGCCCUCCUCCUCCAGCCCGGAGUGCCAGCACUGCAGCGGCCACAGCGCCUCCGCGUCUCCGCAGACCCCGCACCAGCAGCGCCUCCGCAGUCUCCAGGCAAUCGUGGCUCCAGCGCCCAGCUCCAGCCACCCUCAGCCCGCUCCACAGGCUCUCUCCAGCAACAUGUGGAGACCCUGGUAGAUUGGAGCAUCACUAAAAGACUCAAAUUAAAAUGAUUUAUUAAUUUAUUAAUUUAAUUUAAUGUAACUACUGGCUGUUCUCUUUAUAGACUACAAGCACAAGAAGCACAUUAGGGAGAAUAACUUGACUGAUGUAUUUCGGAUGUAUUUUGUAAAAAUGCUUUGCUUUAUUGAACGAAUAAUGGGUAAAAUAAGCCUAUUGAGCACAGAUCAUGCAUGGUUCAUAUGCCAUGUAAGUGACUUGAUGCAAUCCUCUCCGGGGUUUCAAGGAAAAUGGGUUGUAAACAACACAAUUGUAAACCCCAAGGGUUAUAAUGUAUUUUUGUGAGGUUUGCACGAUUGACUUUUGUAUAUUUGGUCUGUGCAAAGGAGCGGUAAACACUGUGUGUUAAACAUUUUUUUAUUAUUGUGACGUGAUUGUAAGUUAUUGUGACUCUGAAAUAAAAAAAUAAACGAAAAUGAACGUUUGAAAA